Messenger RNA from Exophiala oligosperma, 747 nucleotides. RefSeq lists its product as uncharacterized. Gene Ontology annotation, biological process: regulation of DNA-templated transcription. Lineage: Eukaryota; Fungi; Ascomycota; Eurotiomycetes; Chaetothyriales; Herpotrichiellaceae. The annotation marks the transcript as partial. The transcript has 2 exons. Gene Ontology annotation, molecular function: zinc ion binding; DNA-binding transcription factor activity, RNA polymerase II-specific. The record is from RefSeq and is a predicted model, not a curated record.
GCUAUUCUUAACGUUAAUUCCUGCCUGACAAAUCCACUAAAUAUGAGUCCUUCGAAGGGUAAGAUGAAGGAAUUCACAAAGUCACGGCGUCGACGAACAAAGCACGUGAGCAGCGCCUGUGAGACUUGUAGACAACGGAGAAGAAAGUGUGAUAAGAAGCGGCCAUGUAAUCAAUGCAAGAACGCGGGAUGGGAAUGUAAAGAACAAGUCAAGAAAGACUUGAGGGGAAAGGAUUUUCGUCAGGAAGAGGCGUGGAGGGCAAGAUUAAUGGGUCAAAUCAUAGACAUAUGCCAGGAUUCAACCACUCUAGAGUUCAUGGAUCUCAUGACGGUCUUCCACAAUCAACCCUCGUGUGAGGAUAUUGAUCGGGUUCUCAACAACACAAAAAAUUCACAAAGAUUGGCCGCGAGACAAUAUGAAGUGUUCCCAAAUGAUGACCGACAAAUAAUGUUGCCUGGCUACCAGCCCGACCGCUAUGAACACGGUUUCCAGACGACCAUUCCGCACAGGCACCCAAAUAUGAGUAGGGAGAAGUAUGUUGAGCUGCGGGUGGACCGCCAUGUGAAAACAAAGAGUGAUAACCAUACCAGCAUAGAUGCUGGCAGGCAAAGGAUCAGUAUUCAGGCACUGACACUCCCGUGAAUGGCGACAAAUGUUGUCGGUCCUCAACACCUGCAUCCACAUCUCUCGCCAUUCCCAUAAAUACUUUGAAAAACAAUCUGCGAAGGAUAUCUGCAUCAGAAGGGU